Molecule: messenger RNA, 4717 nt
Organism: Homo sapiens (human)
Lineage: Eukaryota; Metazoa; Chordata; Mammalia; Primates; Hominidae
Gene: CARD14
Product: caspase recruitment domain family member 14
Biological process (GO): regulation of apoptotic process
Cellular component (GO): cytoplasm
Source: RefSeq, marked reviewed
AGUCCUCGCUUCCCUGGGAGGGGGAAGAGUUUCACUCUGGCUCCUAGGCUGGAAUGCAGUGGCACCAUCUCAGCUCUCUGCAACCUCCACUUCCCAGGUUCAAGCGAUUCUCCUGCCUCACCCUCCUGAGUAGCUGGGACUACAGGCGAGCACCACCACAGCCGGCUAAUUUUUCUAUUUCUAGUAGAAAUGGGGUUUCACCAUGUUGGCAGGCUGGUCUCGAACUCUGACCUCAAGUGAUCUGCCUGCCUCAGCCUCUGAAAGUGCUGGAUUGCAGGCGUGAGCCACCGCACCAGGCCUAAACAGAUUUCUUUACAAUCUACCACCAUGAACAGCAAGCAUUAGCAUUGGCUCUUCCUUCUGCCCAGCUCCGUCCCACCCAGCAGCCCGCAGAGAAAGGAGGCAGCUGGCACCACACUGGGCUUUGGAGACACUGCGGGGACUGUGGACCCCACCCUGCUGCACGGAGCUCCUGCAAAAGCAAACCUGAGAACCUUGCAUACAGAUCCCUGCAAGAGGCAUCUGUCUCCAGUGGUCCAGCCUCUCCUUCCAAAUGAAAAGAAUCAAGUCACAGGAAUUCAUGGGUCUGUAAGGAAUCGCUCCCAUCUGUGCCCAGGAGAUUAACAAAGGCGGUGGCUGCAGCUCUGUGAGCAGUGGAGAAAAAUUAGGCACAACCUGAUAUCCUCCCACAGGAGCGGUCCUCCCAGCGCCCAGCCAUGGGGGAACUGUGCCGCAGGGACUCCGCACUCACGGCACUGGACGAGGAGACACUGUGGGAGAUGAUGGAGAGCCACCGCCACAGGAUCGUACGCUGCAUCUGCCCCAGCCGCCUCACCCCCUACCUGCGCCAGGCCAAGGUGCUGUGCCAGCUGGACGAGGAGGAGGUGCUGCACAGCCCCCGGCUCACCAACAGCGCCAUGCGGGCCGGGCACUUGCUGGAUUUGCUGAAGACUCGAGGGAAGAACGGGGCCAUCGCCUUCCUGGAGAGCCUGAAGUUCCACAACCCUGACGUCUACACCCUGGUCACCGGGCUGCAGCCUGAUGUUGACUUCAGUAACUUUAGCGGUCUCAUGGAGACAUCCAAGCUGACCGAGUGCCUGGCUGGGGCCAUCGGCAGCCUGCAGGAGGAGCUGAACCAGGAAAAGGGGCAGAAGGAGGUGCUGCUGCGGCGGUGCCAGCAGCUGCAGGAGCACCUGGGCCUGGCCGAGACCCGUGCCGAGGGCCUGCACCAGCUGGAGGCUGACCACAGCCGCAUGAAGCGUGAGGUUAGCGCACACUUCCAUGAGGUGCUGAGGCUGAAGGACGAGAUGCUCAGCCUCUCGCUGCACUAUAGCAAUGCGCUGCAGGAGAAGGAGCUGGCCGCCUCACGCUGCCGCAGCCUGCAGGAGGAGCUGUAUCUACUGAAGCAGGAGCUGCAGCGAGCCAACAUGGUUUCCUCCUGUGAGCUGGAAUUGCAAGAGCAGUCCCUGAGGACAGCCAGCGACCAGGAGUCCGGGGAUGAGGAGCUGAACCGCCUGAAGGAGGAGAAUGAGAAACUGCGCUCGCUGACUUUCAGCCUGGCGGAGAAGGACAUUCUGGAGCAGAGCCUGGACGAGGCGCGGGGGAGCCGACAGGAGCUGGUGGAGCGCAUCCACUCGCUGCGGGAGCGGGCCGUGGCUGCCGAGAGGCAGCGAGAGCAGUACUGGGAAGAGAAGGAACAGACCCUGCUGCAGUUCCAGAAGAGUAAGAUGGCCUGCCAACUCUACAGGGAGAAGGUGAAUGCGCUGCAGGCCCAGGUGUGCGAGCUGCAGAAGGAGCGAGACCAGGCGUACUCCGCGAGGGACAGUGCUCAGAGGGAGAUUUCCCAGAGCCUGGUGGAGAAGGACUCCCUCCGCAGGCAGGUGUUCGAGCUGACGGACCAGGUCUGCGAGCUGCGCACACAGCUUCGCCAGCUGCAGGCAGAGCCUCCGGGUGUGCUCAAGCAGGAAGCCAGGACCAGGGAGCCCUGUCCACGGGAGAAGCAGCGGCUGGUGCGGAUGCAUGCCAUCUGCCCCAGAGACGACAGCGACUGCAGCCUCGUCAGCUCCACAGAGUCUCAGCUCUUGUCGGACCUGAGUGCCACGUCCAGCCGCGAGCUGGUGGACAGCUUCCGCUCCAGCAGCCCCGCGCCCCCCAGCCAGCAGUCCCUGUACAAGCGGGUGGCCGAGGACUUCGGGGAAGAACCCUGGUCUUUCAGCAGCUGCCUGGAGAUCCCGGAGGGAGACCCGGGAGCCCUGCCGGGAGCUAAGGCAGGCGACCCACACCUGGAUUAUGAGCUCCUAGACACGGCAGACCUUCCGCAGCUGGAAAGCAGCCUGCAGCCAGUCUCCCCUGGAAGGCUUGAUGUCUCGGAGAGCGGCGUCCUCAUGCGGCGGAGGCCAGCCCGCAGGAUCCUGAGCCAGGUCACCAUGCUGGCGUUCCAGGGGGAUGCAUUGCUGGAGCAGAUCAGCGUCAUCGGCGGGAACCUCACGGGCAUCUUCAUCCACCGGGUCACCCCGGGCUCGGCGGCGGACCAGAUGGCCUUGCGCCCGGGCACCCAGAUUGUGAUGGUUGAUUACGAAGCCUCAGAGCCCUUGUUCAAGGCAGUCCUGGAGGACACGACCCUGGAGGAGGCCGUGGGGCUUCUCAGGAGGGUGGACGGCUUCUGCUGCCUGUCUGUGAAGGUCAACACGGACGGUUAUAAGAGGCUACUCCAGGACCUGGAGGCCAAAGUGGCGACCUCGGGGGACUCAUUCUACAUCCGGGUCAACCUGGCCAUGGAGGGCAGGGCCAAAGGGGAGCUGCAGGUGCAUUGCAACGAGGUCCUGCACGUCACCGACACCAUGUUCCAGGGCUGCGGCUGCUGGCAUGCCCACCGCGUGAACUCUUACACCAUGAAGGAUACUGCCGCGCACGGCACCAUCCCCAACUACUCCAGGGCUCAGCAGCAGCUCAUAGCCCUCAUCCAGGACAUGACUCAGCAGUGCACCGUGACCCGCAAGCCAUCUUCUGGGGGACCACAGAAGCUGGUCCGCAUCGUCAGUAUGGACAAAGCCAAGGCCAGCCCUCUGCGUUUGUCCUUUGACAGGGGCCAGUUGGACCCCAGCAGGAUGGAGGGCUCCAGCACGUGCUUCUGGGCCGAGAGCUGCCUCACCCUGGUGCCCUAUACCCUGGUGCGGCCCCAUCGACCCGCCCGGCCCCGGCCUGUGCUCCUCGUGCCCAGGGCGGUUGGGAAGAUCCUGAGCGAGAAACUGUGCCUCCUCCAAGGGUUUAAGAAGUGCCUGGCAGAGUACUUGAGCCAGGAGGAGUAUGAGGCCUGGAGCCAGAGAGGGGACAUCAUCCAGGAGGGAGAGGUGUCCGGGGGCCGCUGCUGGGUGACCCGCCAUGCUGUGGAGUCCCUCAUGGAAAAGAACACCCAUGCCCUCCUGGACGUCCAGCUGGACAGUGUCUGCACCCUGCACAGGAUGGACAUCUUCCCCAUCGUCAUCCACGUCUCUGUCAACGAGAAGAUGGCAAAGAAGCUCAAGAAGGGCCUACAGCGGUUGGGCACCUCAGAGGAGCAGCUCCUGGAGGCUGCGAGGCAGGAGGAGGGAGACCUGGACCGGGCGCCCUGUCUAUACAGCAGCCUGGCUCCUGACGGCUGGAGCGACCUGGACGGCCUGCUCAGCUGUGUCCGCCAGGCCAUCGCCGACGAGCAGAAGAAGGUGGUGUGGACGGAGCAGAGCCCCCGAUGAUGCACCGUGCCCCUUCCCGGGACUGUGGGGGCUUCUGUGUGCCUGUUAAUGCAGUCCUGUUCCUCAGCCCAGGCCCUCUUGGCACAGCUGUGGGCUCCUUGGCACAUGAGGCCGGCUCUCCCCACUGGCUGGGGUCUAACCUUGAACCCUCACCACGUGCAGGUCACACACAGUGAAGCCACUUGUAACUGCACACUUUUCUGUGGAAACAUCUUCACCCUUUACCAGGCUUGGCAUGGUCUGAACUGGAAACCCUGAGAAUGUUUCUGCAGUGGGACAGGAGGGACGUCUUCCCAUGCCUUCCCUAGAACCGGAGGCCCCGGACUUCUCUGGAAAACCGCCUGUCUGCAGGCCCGAUUCAAAUCUAUGGGGGCUGCACUUCCCUUUUACAUUUUGAUGUGUCAAAGGCUUUUGGAGUGACCAAAAGCACAGAGGCAGCGGGUGGGGCGCCUGGGUGGUCCCCAAGGUCGCUGCCACCCUUGCCCGGGGCAGAGGCAGAAGCCCACAUAUGCUGUGACGCUGGCCACCUUUUCUCAGCUUCUGAGGCUGCGAUGCCUCAGGAACUCCAGUUUACAGAGACCAGUGUGUUUACUUGUAAAUAAAGCCUCUGCGUGGUGGAGACGGUACUUUCAGUGGGUCUGUGCCCCGUGGCCCCUGUGCCUGUUCGGUGGGGGUGUCCCAGAGAAGCCUGGCACCAGUACCCCCGUACAAGGCCCAGCGGACUCUGCCUUCCCCUGACCUGGCUUUGCACCCCAGCCCUUCUUGGGCCAAACAUCUUUACUCCACCUUCAGGGCUCGGGGAGGACCCAGGUCCGCCAGCACCUGGCCUUGCCCCUGCCUCCUGGGGCUGUUGCAGACUGAAUGUCAUUUUGACAGCAGUGUCCAAGAAUCAGGAAGCUGUUCUAGAAUUCAGGUUGGUAUCAUCAUAAAUGAGUUCAGAAAAAGAACUUCUGUAUAUUUUACUAAAAUAAAAAGCUUUUACAAUA